Trichoplusia ni (cabbage looper) is the source of this 3380-nucleotide messenger RNA. RefSeq lists its product as uncharacterized. The annotation marks the transcript as partial. Gene Ontology annotation, biological process: DNA integration. The record is from RefSeq and is a predicted model, not a curated record. NCBI's taxonomy places the organism in Eukaryota, Metazoa, Arthropoda, Insecta, Lepidoptera, Noctuidae. Gene Ontology annotation, molecular function: nucleic acid binding. The transcript has a single exon.
AAACAGUGGAAGUCCAACUCAACCCUGCUACUCCAAGAGCUGGGAGAGGAGGAGCUCAUAGAAGAUAUGGAACUCUACAAGACAGAAGAGAAAACAGAACGAGUGCUAGGAGUCAUCUGGAAGUUGAACACUGACGAGCUGACCUUCAACCUCAACUUAGCUCGCGUUCCGACAACGCUACUGGAGGGAGAAACACCUACGAAGAGAGAAGCCUUGCGGAUAGUAAUGUCACUGUUCGACCCACUCGGCUUCGCGUCUCCUGUCACCAUACGGGCGAAGCAGCUCCUACAGGAAGUGUGGCGCAGAGGGACGGCGUGGGACGACCCUAUAGACGAAGAUCUCGCGGAGCAAUGGACGACCUGGCUGACUCACCUACAGAAGCUACGAGACGUGAAGAUACCGAGGCGAUACCUGAACUACAGCGACGCUGCCUCGAUACAGCUUCACAUCUUCACCGACGCCAGCGAGUCAGCAUAUUCUGCGGUCCUGUAUUGGAGAACGAAAACUCCUGACGGCGAGGUCAAGCUCUCUCUCAUCGUCGCCAAGGCGAAGGUGGCACCGUUGAAGCUAACGUCGAUCCCGAGGUUGGAGCUUCAAGCUGCAGUUAUGGGCACCAGACUGGCAGACUCAGUCAUAGAAGAGCACGAGAGGAAACCUGACUGCAAGGUGUUCUGGACCGACAGUAAGACAGUACUCACCUGGAUCAGGACAGGGUCACGCACCUACAAACCAUACGUGGCUCAUCGGCUUGCUGCUAUAGAAGAAAGUACCAAAGUUAACGAGUGGCGCUGGGUUCCGACGAAGCUGAACGUAGCGGACGACGCGACACGAGACGUCCCGCUCACCUUCGACAAGGAUCACAGAUGGUACAAGGGACCCGACUUCUUGUACGAAGAAGAGGACCAGUGGCCAGUCGAGACAGAUACUAAGAAGAUCGAAGACACUUCUGGGGAAGAGAAGGUGAACCACGUAGCGAAUAAAAGAGAACUUAGAUUAACAGAAGGGCUACCCGAAGCCUCACGCUUCUCUAACUGGCACCGGCUUCGAUAUACUACAGCGCGAGUUCUUCUAUUCAUUGAACUCUGCAGAAGAAAUAAAGAAAGCGUAAAUUACAGAAGGACUAAGAAAAACAAAGAACAGGAUCCAGGCUGGAAUAAGAUAGCAAGAAAAACGUCAAGCACUAAUGAAACACAGAAGAAAACAACAACAAAGAUAAAUAGAAAAUUCCUUCCAGUCUCUGCCGAGAACCUCAAGCAGGCGGAGGAGUUGCUGAUGCGUGCUUCUCAAGAAGAGUCGUUCGCAGAAGAAAUAGCCAACCUAAGGAAUGGGAAACCGGUCAACAAGGAAAGCAGACUACAUCAACUCAGCGUCACGUGUGUGGAUGGUGCCCUCCGGCUUAGAAGUCGCAUAAAAGCCGUCAAAUACAUGCCAGAAGACUUCAAGAGCCCCAUGAUAAUAGACGGAGACCAUCCUAUAGUUAAGACAUGGAUACGAGCGAUACACCAACAGCUACAUCACGCAGGAGUGGAAGCGACGGUGAACGAGUGUAGACAACAGUACUGGGUGUUACGCCUGCGCCCUACAACGCGCUCAGUACUGCGACAGUGUUUGUUCUGCAGAAUGAAGACAGGGACUCCGCCACAUCCACGAACAGGUGAUCUACCACAGUGUCGUUUGGCUCAUCACAAAAGGCCAUUCACCUACACUGGGGUGGACUACUUCGGCCCGCUAUCUGUAACAGUUGGAAGAACGCGACAGAAACGCUACGUCGCGAUAUUUACCUGCCUCACUACGCGAGCCAUUCAUCUCGAAAUUGCAGGCUCACUCAGCACCGACUCAGCAGUGAUGGCAGUCCGAAGAAUGAUCUCUCGACGCGGCUGCCCUACAGAAAUAUGGUCGGACAACGGCACCAACCUAAAGGGAGCUGAAAAGGAACUUCGACAACAAAUAGAUGAAGCGACGGCGGAAGAAGCUGCAAAGAGAACCAUCGCUUGGCGUUUCAUACCUCCUGGCGCACCGUUCAUGGGAGGAGCAUGGGAACGAAUGGUCCGGUCAGUCAAGACGGCGCUCGCCGCCACUCUGCACGAGCGACACCCUACAGAAGAGGUGUUAUCCACACUACUAGCCGAGGUGGAGUACACCGUGAACAGCAGGCCACUGACCCACGUUUCAGUGAGCCCCGAAGAUCCAGAAGCCCUGACGCCGAAUCACUUCCUCCUAGGAGGACAGGGUCGAGUACCGCUGCCUGGAAGUUUCACCGACAAGGACGUAGCUUCGAGAUCCAGCUGGCGAGCAGCCCAAAGGCUCGCUGACUUAUUCUGGACGCGCUGGGUGAGAGAGUACUUACCCGAGCUUCAACACCGGCGGGAGCCGCACGGACGGGGCCCAGCUGUGCAGGUCAACGACCUCGUACAAAUAGUCGACGCCAACCUGCCCCGUAACGUGUGGGUCAGAGGAAGGGUCAUCGACACGUACCCCGGCCCAGAUGGAGUCGUCAGAGCAGUGGACAUCCGGACAAAAGGAGGAGUUCUACGUCGACCAGUGAGGAAGCUGGUGAUCCUGCCCCUGCACGACGACGGACCCGCACACGGAGGAGAUGCAACAUCGUCGCACGGCGGGAGAGAUGUGCGGGACAGCGUGAACAGUUUAAGAGAAAAAGUGUAAACAAUGAACAGUAUUUGUGAUUAGUGUUAUAUGAUUAGGUUUAAGUAUAGUUUAAGUCAAAUUAGAGUCUGAUUAGAUUAUUGUUUGUUUAGUAUACUCCGGCCUCCUAUUGGAAAACAUUCCAGUAACAGCGACCAAUAGGAGAGCCGGAAUUAAUUAAAGUUUAUAUGAAAAUUGUGAAUAUUUGUAAGAUAGGAAUAUUGUAAAAAUAAUAUUUUUCUCAUAUUAUAGGCUAAGUAAGGAUUCAGAAAAUGUAUAGUUAACAUACUAUUGUAAUUCAUUUUUAAAUAGAAAAUAGCAUUUUAAGUAAACGGCUCUCGGUGUGGUAAAGUAUCGUCGUACUUAACCUUAAGGAAAAAACCGCGCGCGGGCCCCGCCCCCGCUCUUAUUGGUCGAAAAGCGAGCGAUCUUAUUGGUCGGCCAAUGGGAGCGGGGGAAUUUCGGGGCCCGAAUUUGUAUAAAAUGCGGCCCACACCGAGAGUCGACACAUUCGGCGGCAACACAGCAAGAAGAGCGGACCAACAGGAAGAAAUAGGAAGCCCUCGAAGACUUCAGCAACAGCGACGCCUCGGAUACAACGAAGGAGCCCCGGGACAUCAGUGAAGCCCUAAAGGACAUCAACGGAGCCCUACGAAAUAGUCGACGUAAACAAACUGCGUUUGUUUACGUUUUGUAUCCUCUGUUUGAGCGUCAAUAAAUUGAGUUUGGUGUUUAUA